UGAUCACUCGAACCGCACACUACGCCAUCCAUCAAUCAUCCAUCUACCCGCUGGUGAUGUGUUGAAUGUCGUGAUCGACGUGUGGGCCCCAGUGGUCCAUGCCGACGAUACUGUCCGACUCCUGUCCUGCUCGCGAACGUAGCAAAUCUAUCCCCAUCGUCAUCUGAGACUUUGAAAAGCAGACCAAAGCUGCCCGCUUGAAGAAGGUCCAAACAGAGUACCGGUGACCUUACAUCCAUUCCAUUCAUGUCAUGGAUUCUCUCGCCCUCCAUAGCCUUUCAGCUUUGCUGCUUCUUCUCAUCACCUCUGCUUCAGCUGCAGCUUCGGACCCAACAAAUCAGUUUUGUGAUGCUAGAAUUGGAUAUGGAGACUCUGGCUGCGGAGUUUCGGCAGCGGCAUCGUCAUCUAAGAUAUUGAUUAAGGGUGGAACUGUUGUCAAUGCUCAUCACCAAGAGAUUGCUGAUGUCUUUGUUGAACAUGGGAUCAUCGUUGAUGUGAAGCCCAACAUCAAGAUCGGUGAUGAUGUUACAGUACUCGAUGCCACUGGAAAAUUUGUCAUGCCAGGAGGAAUCGACCCGCAUACCCAUUUGGCUUUUGACUUUAUGGGUACUCGGACAAUUGAUGACUUCUUCAGUGGUCAGGCUGCAGCAUUAGCUGGUGGGACAACUAUGCAUAUUGACUUUGCUAUACCAGUUGGUGGGAGUUUGAUAGCUGGUUUUGAAGCCUAUGAGGAGAGAGCUGAAAAAUCUGUUAUGGAUUAUGGUUUCCACAUGGCCGUCACAAAAUGGGAUGACACCGUCUCUAAAGAGAUGGAGAUAAUGGUUAACGAGAAAGGCAUCAAUUCCUUCAAGUUUUUCAUGGCAUACAAAGGAGCCCUCAUGAUCAAUGACGUGCUUCUCUUAGAAGGGCUCAAGAAGUGCAAGUCUCUUGGGGCGCUGGCCAUGGUUCAUGCAGAACACGGUGAUGCGGUAUUUGAAGGUCAGAAAAGAAUGAUUGAGCUUGGAAUUACAGGACCAGAGGGGCAUGCACUUUCAAGGCCUGCAGUGUUAGAAGGAGAAGCGACAGCUCGGGCGAUUCGUCUGGCAGCUUUUGUAAACACUCCUCUAUACGUAGUUCACGUGAUGAGCAUUGAUGCGAUGGAAGAAAUUGCAAAAGCUCGAAAAUCAGGGCAGAAGGUUAUCGGAGAGCCAAUUGUUGCUGGACUGGUCCUGGAUGAUUCUGGGCCUUGGGAUCCUGAUUUUGUUACCGCAGCAAAGUAUGUCAUGAGUCCGCCUAUUCGAGCAGCUGGGCAUGGCAAAGCUCUUCAGGCUGCUCUUUCUACAGGGAUUCUACAGCUUGUUGGAACCGACCAUUGUGUCUUUAACUCCACCCAAAAAUCUCUAGGAAUCGAUGAUUUCCGAAAAAUCCCAAAUGGCGUUAAUGGCAUUGAGGAGAGGAUGCAUCUGGUUUGGGAUACUAUGGUGGAAUCAGGACAAAUCUCUGUUUCUGAUUACGUACGAAUAACAAGCACCGAAAGUGCCAGAAUUUUCAACAUAUAUCCAAGGAAGGGAGCUAUUCUUGCCGGAUCCGAUGCGGAUAUUAUCAUCCUUAACCCAAACUCAAGUUUUGAGAUAAGUACAAGCACCCACCAUUCUAGAACAGAUACAAACGUUUUCGAGGGAAGGAGAGGCAAGGGAAAGGUUGAAGUGACAAUUGCUGGAGGAAGAAUCGUUUGGAUAAACGAUGAACUUAAGGUCACGCCUGGCUCUGGAAAGUAUGUGAAAAUGCCACCUUUCAGUUAUCUUUUCGCAGGAAUCGACAAGGUCGAUGCUAUGUAUUUCUCCUCCCUUAAAGCUCCGGUGAAGCGAGCGUGGUGAAGAUCCUUUUCGUUUUCAAAUUUUAGCACAAGUGUAUGAGUUGAAGGAGUAAUAUAUCCGUAACUCGCGUAUGUUUUAUCUGAACUUACACGGAUGGUUGAUGAUGAAAGCAUUCCCCAGUCUUAUGGAUUUGGGAGAACAGUGAUGCAAGCGGGCUCCAACUUCUUGUUAAUUCGGUGCAUAUUUUUCAUUCGGGUACAAUGGCCGGCGUCUUUUUGGUUUC
Messenger RNA from Punica granatum (pomegranate), 2079 nucleotides. Lineage: Eukaryota; Viridiplantae; Streptophyta; Magnoliopsida; Myrtales; Lythraceae. The record is from RefSeq and is a predicted model, not a curated record.